AUGGCAGGACCAUUUAUAUCGCCUCUGCCCGGCGAUUUGCUCACGGAGUACAUGUUCGGCCGGAGGAGGCAGCGUCGGAACCGGACCACCUUCACGCCCCAACAGCUGCAGGAACUGGAGGCCCUUUUCCAGAAGACGCACUACCCGGACGUCUUCCUCCGCGAGGAGGUCGCCCUGAGGAUCAGUCUGAGCGAGGCGCGCGUCCAGGUGUGGUUCCAGAACCGAAGGGCCAAGUGGCGGAAACAGGCGCGCCUGCAGCUGCUACAGGAUGCUUGGCGGAUGCGCUGCCUCAGCCUGGGUACGCCCCCCGUGAUGGGUGGCGGCGGAGGAUCUGCUGGAGGUGGCAGUGGCUCCGCCGGGUCUCCCGCAGGAGCUCCGGCGGGCAACCGGACGCCAAAUCAGACUCCCGAGAACCUAUCUGCCGGCAAGGAUCCGGAAAUCGGGGACACAAACUCCGCUGGAAAUUUCACCAUGAUGCAUCCGGCAUUCCAGCAGCAUCAACAGCAUCAGCACCUCCAGCAAGGACAGGGAUCUGCAUCUGGAUCCGGGGGCCCAGCCAUGGACCAGGAGAAGCUCUCGAAGACCUACACGGAGCUGAAGCUCUACAAGGCUCCAGCGCAUGGACUCGAACUGGGAAUGGCAACCGCUCUUUCUGGAUCCGGCCAGUCGGACGACGGCUCGGACGGGUCCGACUCCGAGGAAAUCGAUCUCACCUCCGGCGCCUGCAUCGACUUCUCCCAGAGCAGCAAGCUCCAACAGCAGACGGCUGCGGCUGCAGCUGGGGGAGUGGCUUCAGCGGCCACACCUAACGGAGUUCUCUAAGUGCUCCAAAGACUCCAAGGAGUGGGAGUCGCAUCUUCUUUGGGGAGUCAUUGCAAUUUUUUUUUUUAAUUGACUGUUGGCUUGGAUUGUUUCUUUUUAUCCGCGUAGGAUUACCAAACCCCCGAUAUUUUUUCCGCUCUUUAAUAUUUGUUUACCAAAAUAAUAAAUAUAAAAGGUCCCUUGUAUAUAUUCACACACUUAAAUGUCCCUCGAACAGUAGGUAAUGGCAAAUAUUAAUGGAUAAUAAACGAAAACGAAGCCAAUUGUGGUGGCUGGCGACAAGGAGCCAGCGAAUCUUAUGG
Messenger RNA from Drosophila bipectinata, 1124 nucleotides. RefSeq names its product diencephalon/mesencephalon homeobox protein 1-A. Gene Ontology annotation, molecular function: DNA-binding transcription factor activity, RNA polymerase II-specific; RNA polymerase II transcription regulatory region sequence-specific DNA binding. Gene Ontology annotation, biological process: regulation of transcription by RNA polymerase II. The record is from RefSeq and is a predicted model, not a curated record. Lineage: Eukaryota; Metazoa; Arthropoda; Insecta; Diptera; Drosophilidae.